Messenger RNA from Paramecium primaurelia, 339 nucleotides. The record is from the annotation of a GenBank genome assembly. Lineage: Eukaryota; Ciliophora; Oligohymenophorea; Peniculida; Parameciidae.
AUGAAGUAAUCAACUAUUAGAUCAGUUAAUCAGCUUAACUUUCCAUUUAUUUCACACUUCACAUAAUAAACAAGUGGUUCUGGUGUUUUUGAUUAAUCCGGUAUAUUGGAGGAGAUAUUCUAGCUAUAAUUGAUGAUGCUUGACAAUGUAGAAUAAUUGAAAAGCCUUAGUUAAACAUUGAAAUAAAUAUUGACUGAAACCAAUUUACAUGUACAAUGUCAAGUAAGUGAACAUUAAUAUCUGGGAAGGAUAUAAAGUGAAUCCUAUGAAAUUCUAGUAUUGCAAUAUUACCAUUAAAGGUUACAAAUCUCCUUCGAAUUGUAAAGUUUAUUGCAAUGA